Messenger RNA from Myotis brandtii (Brandt's bat), 8764 nucleotides. It is a transcript of the gene RALGAPB, whose product is annotated as Ral GTPase activating protein, beta subunit (non-catalytic). Lineage: Eukaryota; Metazoa; Chordata; Mammalia; Chiroptera; Vespertilionidae. The coding region runs from base 306 to 4838 and encodes 1510 amino acids. Gene Ontology annotation, biological process: regulation of small GTPase mediated signal transduction; activation of GTPase activity. The transcript has 32 exons. The record is from RefSeq and is a predicted model, not a curated record. Gene Ontology annotation, molecular function: GTPase activator activity.
UGGUUCACUCGGCUGGAGGAGCUAUUUGACGCUGUCGCCUCUGGCAGUCGGAAGUUGCCUGAGCAGAGCCCAGCCGGCCGGCCCGACCGGCCUUCGUCGUCCCCAGGCGCCCUCAGAGAGUCGCUGACCGCUGGACGGACCGACCGCCUGAGGACAGUUGGCCGGGGCAGCGAAAACGCCGGCCCUAUGGCGCCCGAGGCGUGAGGCGGAAAGCCGAGAGCGGCUGGCAGUGGUGGCACCCGCCCCAGCAAUGCGGGCCCCGCCCGUCGCCUCAGGUGCCAUUUGGAUAGUACUUUAGCGGCACGAUGUACUCUGAGUGGAGGUCCCUGCAUUUGGUGAUUCAGAAUGAUCAGGGUCACACCAGUGUUCUGCACAGCUAUCCAGAGAGCGUUGGGCGAGAGGUGGCAAAUGCAGUUGUCCAUCCUCUUGGGCAGGCCUUAGUAACUUCUUCAGUGGCUAGUAGUGAGAGUUUGUUAAAAACUGACAAAGAAGUAAAAUGGACCAUGGAAGUAAUUUGCUAUGGACUGACCCUUCCAUUGGAUGGAGAAACUGUAAAAUAUUGUGUUGAUGUAUAUACAGACUGGAUUAUGGCUUUAGUGUUGCCGAAAGAUUCUAUUCCGUUGCCAGUUAUUAAAGAACCAAAUCUAUAUGUUCAAAGUAUACUAAAACACCUGCAAAAUCUUUUUGUACCAAGACAGGAACAGGGCUCCAGUCAGAUCCGACUAUGCUUACAGGUCCUGAGAGCCAUUCAGAAACUGGCCCGCGAAUCAUCCAUCAUGGCCCGAGAAACCUGGGAAGUCUUAUUGUUGUUUCUUCUGCAGAUUAAUGACAUACUUCUAGCCCCUCCAACUGUUCAAGGUGGAAUUGCUGAGAAUCUGGCAGAGAAGUUGAUUGGUGUUCUCUUUGAGGUUUGGUUACUAGCUUGUACUCGGUGCUUCCCAACACCUCCAUAUUGGAAAACAGCUAAGGAGAUGGUGGCUAACUGGAGGCACCACCCGGCCGUGGUGGAGCAGUGGAGCAAGGUCAUUUGUGCACUCACUUCAAGAUUGCUACGCUUUACAUAUGGUCCUUCAUUUCCUCCAUUUAAAGUUCCUGAUGAAGAUGCCAGUCUGAUCCCUCCUGAAAUGGAUAACGAGUGUGUUGCACAGACAUGGUUUCGCUUUUUACAUAUGUUAAGUAAUCCUGUGGAUUUGAGUAACCCAGCCAUUAUAAGCUCUACUCCCAAAUUUCAGGAACAGUUCCUGAAUGUGAGCGGAAUGCCACAAGAAUUGAAUCAGUAUCCCUGCCUUAAACAUCUGCCUCAAAUAUUUUUUCGUGCCAUGCGUGGGAUCAGCUGUCUGGUGGAUGCAUUCCUAGGCAUUUCUAGACCCCGAUCAGAUAGUGCUCCUCCAACACCCGUGAAUAGAUUAAGUAUGCCUCAAAGCACUGCUGUCAGUACCACCCCACCACAUAAUCGAAGGCAUCGGGCUGUUACUGUGAAUAAGGCCACCAUGAAGACAAGCACAGUUAGUACUGCUCAUGCCUCGAAAGUUCAGCACCAGACAUCCUCCACUUCUCCUCUGUCAAGUCCAAAUCAGACUAGUUCAGAACCCCGGCCACUGCCUGCCCCUCGGAGACCAAAGGUUAACAGCAUCUUGAAUCUCUUUGGAUCAUGGUUAUUUGAUGCAGCAUUUGUUCACUGUAAACUUCAUAAUGGGAUUAACAGAGACAGCAGCAUGACUGCAUCUUUUAUCCAAAUUCUUCUUUCUUAUAAAUCUUCCAUUACAACACAAGCUAGCAUGGAGUUUCGACGGAAGGGGUCACAAAUGUCUACAGACACCAUGGUUUCCAAUCCCAUGUUUGAUGCAAGUGAAUUUCCUGAUAACUAUGAAGCAGGAAGAGCUGAGGCUUGUGGGACACUGUGUAGGAUUUUUUGUAGCAAGAAGACUGGAGAAGAGAUUCUGCCAGCUUAUUUAUCCAGAUUUUACAUGCUUUUAAUUCAAGGUUUGCAGAUAAAUGAUUAUGUGUGCCAUCCUGUCUUGGCCAGCGUUAUUCUAAACUCCCCUCCUUUGUUCUGCUGUGACUUGAAAGGGAUUGAUGUUGUGGUUCCUUACUUUAUUUCAGCUCUUGAAACCAUUUUGCCUGACAGAGAACUCUCCAAAUUCAAAAACUAUGUAAAUCCAACAGAAUUAAGAAGAUCUUCCAUUAAUAUCCUGCUUUCUUUGUUGCCCCUCCCUCAUCACUUUGGCACAGUCAAAUCUGAGGUGGUUCUGGAAGGAAAGUUUAGUAAUGAUGACAGCUCUUCUUAUGAUAAACCAAUAACUUUUUUGUCCCUGAAGUUGAGACUUGUGAAUAUACUAAUAGGUGCCUUGCAAACGGAAACAGAUCCCAACAACACUCAAAUGAUAUUAGGAGCAAUGCUAAAUAUUGUUCAAGAUUCAGCACUUUUAGAAGCCAUUGGUUGCCAAAUGGAAAUGGGUGGUGGAGAAAAUAACCUGAAGAGUCAUAGUCGCACUAACAGUGGUAUUAGUUCAGCAAGUGGUGGAAGCACAGAGCCCACAACUCCUGAUAGUGAAAGACCUGCUCAAGCUCUCCUAAGAGAUUAUGGAUCGACAGCUCUUAAUACAGAUUCAGCUGCGGGGCUACUGAUUCGCAGCAUUCAUCUCGUCACCCAAAGACUUAACUCCCAGUGGAGACCAGACAUGAGCAUAUCACUGGCAGCUCUGGAGCUCCUCUCUGGAUUGGCAAAGGUGAAGGUGAUGGUUGAUUCCGGAGACCGGAAACGAGCCAUCAGUUCUGUCUGCAGCUACAUUGUGUACCAGUGUAGUCGGCCAGCUCCUCAUCACUCCCGGGACCUGCACUCCAUGAUAGUGGCAGCUUUUCAAUGUCUCUGUGUCUGGCUGACAGAGCAUCCUGACAUGCUUGAUGAAAAGGACUGUCUUAAGGAAGUACUGGAGAUUGUGGAACUGGGUAUUUCGGGAAGUAAGUCCAAGAGCAGUGAGCAAGAGGUCAAGUACAAAGGAGAUAAGGAGCCAAACCCUGCUUCUAUGAGGGUAAAGGAUGCUGCUGAAGCCACCCUAACAUGUAUUAUGCAGUUGCUUGGUGCAUUUCCUUCACCCAGUGGUCCUGCCUCUCCUUGUAGUUUGGUGAAUGAGACCACUUUGAUUAAAUACUCCAGGCUGCCAACCAUAAACAAGCAUAGCUUCCGGUACUUUGUCCUGGAUAACAGUGUCAUCCUGGCAAUGCUGGAGCAGCCUCUUGGAAAUGAACAGAAUGAUUUUUUUCCCUCCGUCACUGUGCUGGUUCGGGGAAUGUCUGGAAGACUUGCAUGGGCACAACAGCUUUGCCUUUUACCCAGAGGAGCAAAAGCAAAUCAGAAGCUUUUUGUGCCUGAACCUCGUCCAGUUCCUAAAAAUAAUGUUGGAUUUAAAUAUACUGUGAAACAUCGACCAUUUCCUGAAGAAGUAGAUAAGAUUCCUUUUGUGAAAGCAGAUCUGAGCAUUCCAGACUUGCAUGAAAUCGUCACUGAAGAAUUAGAAGAGAGACAUGAAAAAUUAAGGAAUGGAAUGGCCCAGCAGAUUGCUUAUGAAAUACACCUUGAACAACAAAGCGAGGAAGAAUUGAAGAAGAGAAGUUUUCCUGAUCCAGUUACGGAUUGUAAGCCCCCACCUCCUGCCCAGGAAUUCCAAACAGCACGCCUUUUCCUUUCACACUUUGGAUUUUUGUCCUUAGAAGCAUUGAAGGAACCUGCAAAUAGUCGUCUACCUCCUCACCUUAUUGCACUCGACUCCACAAUACCUGGAUUUUUUGAUGACAUUGGAUAUCUGGAUCUCUUGCCCUGUCGUCCUUUCGACACAGUUUUUAUUUUCUAUAUGAAACCAGGUCAGAAAACAAACCAGGAGAUUUUAAAGAAUGUGGAGUCUUCCAGAAAUGUUCAGCCACAUUUCCUAGAAUUUUUGCUCUCCCUUGGCUGGUCAGUAGAUGUGGGCAGACAUCCUGGUUGGACUGGGCAUGUUUCUACCAGUUGGUCUAUAAACAGUUGUGAUGAUGGCGAAAGACCAGAACAAGAUGAAGUGAUUUCCUCUGAAGAUAUUGGGGCUAGUAUUUUCAAUGGCCAGAAGAAGGUGCUGUAUUACGCUGAUGCCCUUACAGAAAUAUCUUUUGUGGUUCCUUCUCCUGUGGAGUCAUUAACUGAUUCAUUGGAAAGUAACAUCUCGGACCAAGACAGUGAUUCAAAUAUGGAUCUUAUGCCAGGAAUUCUGAAACAGCCAUCCUUGACACUUGAGCUUUUCCCUAAUCACACAGACAAUCUUAAUUCCUCACAGAGGCUCAGUCCCAGUUCCAGAAUGAAGAAGCUGCCUCAGGGCCGCCCCGUGCCUCCCCUUGGACCUGAAACAAGAGUGUCUGUAGUCUGGGUGGAACGCUAUGAUGAUAUAGAAAACUUUCCCCUCUCAGACCUGAUGACAGAAAUCAGUACUGGUGUGGAAACUACCGCAAAUAGUAGCACUUCUCUGAGAUCUACCACUCUUGAGAAGGAAGUUCCUGUCAUCUUCAUUCACCCUUUAAACACUGGAUUAUUCCGGAUAAAAAUUCAAGGAGCCACUGGAAAAUUUAACAUGGUCAUCCCUCUUGUGGAUGGGAUGAUCGUCAGCAGGCGAGCACUCGGUUUCCUGGUGAGGCAGACUGUAAUUAAUAUUUGUAGAAGAAAGAGGCUGGAGAGUGACUCCUACAGUCCACCACAUGUCCGCCGGAAACAGAAAAUCACUGACAUUGUCAACAAGUACCGGAACAAGCAGUUGGAGCCAGAGUUUUAUACUUCACUUUUCCAGGAGGUUGGACUCAAGAACUGUAGUUCUUAGACUCUUGAACUGUCUAGGAUUCUUCAACUCCAGUUUGGGGCUAUAAUAUCAAAGUAAAACAAUUUGAUAGGUGAUCACUGUAAAGAUAAAAACAAAUCACUCCCCAAGAGCUUACUGUUUAAUCACCAGAAUAGAAGAAACACAUUUAAACCCUUCUGAUAGAAGACUUCCAGCUUUCUAGUGAAAUGGGCUCCAGACACAAUCAUAUUCCUUCUGGUAAUGAUGAUAUACAUUUUAGCCAUAAACUUUCUUUUAAAAGUGACAAUUUUAGUUAAAUCUGAGCCUUUUGAGGAGAAAGGCUUUUAUGCAUCUCAGUUAAACACUUGCAUUGGUAGUAUCAAAUUUGCAAAUUAGAAGUUGAAGAUAAUUUUAUACCUCACUUUUUAGGAGGUUGUGUUCAAAAUUAAAAUCUGUCUCAGACUCUUCAGGACCUUUGAAGACUCAAGUUGAUAGCAUGGAGGAAAAGGAAAGAAAUCUCAACUUUCUGCUCACUCAUUAGAUCCAUUUGUCAUCUGUCUGUCAUCCAGCUGUCCAGCUGACAGAAAAGGACUUGUUUUUGGCUCAGAUAUGAAGUCUGGCAUUAAAAUCUUUCAUAUUUUCUCUCCACAUUUCAAAAAGUUGUUAUGCUCAUUACUGCACAGACCUGUCUGAAAGCCUCGUUUCUGGGCAGCCCAGGAGCAGAUCUAAUAUGGAGGCAUGGCCCUGUCCUUUAAUAGGGGGACAGAAGGAGUUUGUGGGGUUAGAAGUUGUAAGACAGCAGUGAUGCCUCCACUCUCUCCAGUAUUGUCUAGCUUGGUGACACAAUGACAGGGUAAACGUUUGUAAUUCCUUGGUAAUUUCUUGGUUAAAUAGUAAGAAAUAUAAAUUCACAACAAGGGUUGAAAAUUAUUUGGUUUCAUUCAUUGUCUCUUAUUUCAGGACCAAGCAGGAGACUGCAGUAGUUUAUGAAGGAUUCUAAUUUGGGGUUCAGGAAAUAGCCUCUCACCGCUACUAAUUCAGAUCUCUCCCAGAGAGCUACUGGAUUUCAUCACUGUUGACAAACAUUAGUGACCACCUCCUUGGGUGGCUGCUGUGAAAAAUGGCUAUUGUUGUCAUAUUUUCUGGACUUUGCCAGCUGAAGGCACAACAAAUCCCAGCCCGGGUUUUGGAAAUACUUGUUACCUCGCUGCUACUUUUCUGCCAGGGAUAAAUGUUUUGAGGUGGCCAGACCCAGAACAUCGUUACAAGGAUUCCUGUUACAGCUCUAGAGUAGACACUGCUUAUUUCUCUUAUUCUUAUGCACUUUCCUCUUUAUUAAGAUCAUUUUAUGUUAAGAAAAUAAGUGACAUUUAAAGUCCAAAAAGGAGUGAUCACAGUUGUAUUAGGGGUGAUUUCUCACCUGAAGUCUGUUAUCAAUAGAUUCUGUAGGUUAGGGAUGCAUUGGUCUGUUUGGUUUGAUGUUUUGGUAAUUAGGGGGCAGAGGAUAGUGUGUAGGGCCUAAUUCCCUGUGCAGAUACUUCUGUUUCAGAAGUACGUAUUUUGUCAUGUAUGAGCAAGAAAUGUGGGCAUAGCGGCUCCUGGUUUUAAGUUUGCUAUACUUUUUUCUUCAUGUUUGUUUUAAGCUCAGGUAAAACCUAUGACUCCAUUUUCCAUUCAGGGUAUGAUGUUAUUCAGUAAUUGAUUUUCUUUGUAAUCUGGGCAAUAAAUUGAUGUUUCCAGGUGGCAGCAUGGAGGAGGGGUAUGUAUGAUAAAGUUUAGGAAGUUCUACUCUAAAAAUGUUUUAGUAGCUCAGCAGAUAUAAGGCGAGGUUUAACAGUUUUCAUGGAAGUUCCAGAUUGACCGUUCAAGGGGAAAAUGGGCCCUUGUUCUAGUGGUUGUGAACAAAGAAGACUAUAAAUUAAUGUGCAACUUAUAACAUUCCAGAGGUUAAAAAUAGCUGAUGUAGGUGUACUGCCUCAGUGAGAUUUUUCAGAUAAACCUUUUACCUUUGGCUUAGUUUUACUACUGUCAGCAAAAUGUACUGUGGUGUGCAUGUUGCAGGUAGGCUUCCUGAUCCUGUAGUUUGCUAUAAUUUCUGGCAACUCCUUGUAAUUCGAAUGGCUUUGAUAAGUGAACAUCUGUGUUGAAUGGAAUUUGUGACCUGAAAGAUCUAGUGGUCUCCCAGGGAAGGAGGGAUGGAUUCAGGACUAUGAAGUCCAGUAUGUAAGGCACAAACAGUACGAGGUACGUGACCUCGUCAGGUGCUGGUUCCUUCUGUUCAAAAUAACAUCUGCUUUAAAAGGAGGUGUGAUAAGAGCCUUGCACCUUUCACUAGAAUUACGGGUUUGAGUUCAUGGUCACUAAGGUCACCUACCUGCCUUUGUUAAAGUCACUUUGAGUAGAAUAAUGGCAGAGGAGCAUAUUUAGUCCCUAGUAACGGUUUUUAGAAGUCCACUUUAUAAGCUUGCUAGUGUGCACUCAUAACCUUUGGAGGGAAGCCGGGACCGCUUGGGCCUGUGGCCUAGGCAGUUUAGUUGCUGUAUGUGACAGGUGCACCGGGAGGUGGAUGAGCGUGGCAUUCAUGACAAGAAAAGCAUUACCCAAGGGACAGAGUCAGGUAGUCCCUCAUCCUUCUAGCUUGCGCUUGGUGAUGGAGGCUUUCCUCUCCCUCUCUCUGGAAGCACUGAGGACAGUAACAGGGCUUUUGCCUUUUUAACCCUUUCCUUGUUCAGCCAACUUUCCCUUUUGUUCAGUGCUUCCCCCUAAGUGCCCCCUUCUCCUGCCCAUUGGCUGUUUGACAGGAAUAGUUACGUUGUGGGUUGACACUACUCAGACACACACUCAAACACACACAUACACUCACACACGCACACACACACACGUGCGUGCACACACACACACGCAUCCAUGCUGCUCACCAUUUCCAGGUCCUCUACUUCAGGGCAACCCAUUCUCCUCUGGCCUCAUAAAUACGAAAACCUAUAGCUUUGGCCAGUAAUGUCGCGAGGUCUUCACAAACGGUUACUUCUACGUGCACGGAGGAACUCUGUCAGGUUCUGCAGACUGCUAUUUAAAAAGGCAGAGUCUUCAAGAGUAUUUAUUUUUACUGGCAGGUGAACUUUACCCAAAGUGGGAGUCAGCAUUGCUCAAAGGCUUGGUUUGUAAAAAGUAGAUGGUAAAAGGUGUAAUAGAGAUAAUUUGACACUCCUGCUGGCAGUAGUUCUCCAUUCAGCAUUUAAAAACCCAUUCAGGUUAUAUCUUCCUUAAAAAAUGGUUCAUAUGUUUACAUGAAAUGAUAAGUUGCAUUAGAUGGUCUGUUUUAAGGAUUUCCAUGACAGCCUCUUUUCCUGAGACAGAGAGAUUGGAGGUAGUCCACCCGCUCAAUGUGGAAGCAAACGGGGGUUCUUUUCUUGGUAGCUAAAGAAGCCAUGUACUUACUGUAUAGUGUUUUUCUCAAGAGUAUCAACUCAUGUUCUCCAGAUGCUUUUCUUUUUUUAUAAUGGUGAGGGAAGAGGUAUAAUUUGGGAUUCCACAGUGCCUUGCAUAUAGUAGGCGCCCAAUAAAUAUUUGUUGAAGCAAACCAAGUUUCCCAAGUCCUUGUCUCUUGCAGUGACCAAGAACAUCUUUCUCCUCCGAAGGGCUUGGCAGUUGUGGCUAAAAGAUAAGCAGUAUCAUUAUUUGCUUGAAACCAUAUAUACAAUUUGUAUGAAUUUCAAUAUGUUGCCAAGACAUGACCUUUUUCUUAUUGUAUUUUCUGUAAAUAUUUCUGGCUCUGAACUGUAAAGUAAAGGCGAAAUGUAAAUAUGAAGGCGCCGUGUCCCUCGCCUCCUGUGUUUUCUCUUCGUUGGUUAGGGAAGAAGGCCCAGAGGCUUGUUUGUAUUUAUGCCGAUCCUUUGUCCAGAAGAAACCCAUGGAAUAUUGAAUGUAAUACAUUUAGUCAAUUAAAUUUUAAGGAGAUUCUUAUCUAC